Messenger RNA from Boleophthalmus pectinirostris (great blue-spotted mudskipper), 3570 nucleotides. RefSeq names its product TATA-box binding protein associated factor, RNA polymerase I subunit C (gene taf1c). Gene Ontology annotation, cellular component: fibrillar center. The record is from RefSeq and is a predicted model, not a curated record. Bases 194 to 3004 code for a protein of 936 amino acids. The transcript is spliced from 15 exons. Gene Ontology annotation, molecular function: RNA polymerase I core promoter sequence-specific DNA binding. NCBI's taxonomy places the organism in Eukaryota, Metazoa, Chordata, Actinopteri, Gobiiformes, Gobiidae. Gene Ontology annotation, biological process: transcription by RNA polymerase I.
AGCUUCACGCGUGUUUAGGAAGUACCUCCUGAAGUACCUCCAGAAGUAUCUACACGUGGGUACAGUGUACAGUGGUGUUUCUUCUCUGACCGAUGACCGGCUCUUUUCCACGGUAGACGGGAGUUUUACCCGCGCGGGUGUUGGGACAGGAAAGAGACUUGUGCGCACAUGUCCUGAGCCCCGGUGCGCAGGGAUGGACACUGAGUUCCCCUCGGUGCUGUUCCCGUCCUUCUACAACAACGAGCCCCCGGAGAGCGAGCUGGGACACUGCGCUGGCUCCUGGGGCAGCUAUGGCCAGCUCCGAAUCCACGAAGGACAGAGCUUUAGGACCCAGCACACAGCGGCCGGAGAGUCCUGGAGGCACACGGAGCCUGUGCCUGUGCCUCUGCUCGCCCCUAAGCCUGCUUUAUUUUGGUCUUCAAAACCUGCCGACCCUCUGGAUUUCAGCAAACAUUUGCAGAAUUUUUUCAUGGACCACCCCUCAGAUGCCUUCAGCCCCAUGGCCAGCAUCCUGGGUGAAACCAUGGACUUCAGUAGACGGCCUCAUAAGAGAGCUCAGCAGACACAGGCUCCCAUCAGCGUGUGGGGGGCGACUGACUACAUGGACAAGCUCAAACCCCCUAACUGCCCCACGAGCCCCUGGAAUGCCCGCAUGGACGCGUACAGCCGCCUGCUCUCUGACGUGGUGCACUCUGUCCCGGUGGAGCUGCUGGGGUCCCUGGUGCACGAGGAGCUGAGCCAGCAGAGCAGAGACGCCCUGUUCUGUGAGACCAACAGUGGAGGGGCCCUGGACCUCAUCCCCCUGACCCCCAGCACACAGCACACGCCUCUGUCGGGCUGUCUGGCCUACUCCCCCAAUGGGCUGGACAAACUCCACUUCCAGGAGGUGGCGCUGGAGCCACAUGCAGUGGUCUGUUCUGAUGAAGUGAGCAGCUUCCUCCUCAAAGGCCCCAUCCAGCAGAUCACCUCCACAUCUCUGUGUGGACACAGCUGUGUGGCGGUGCGCUCUCUGUACCACUGUGGCGUUUGGCGUUUGACCUCAGCUCAGCAGCCCUACCUGCUGCAGCCUCAUCUGCUGCAGGCCCUGUCCACUACAGAGGCCCUGAGCUGCACCAGCCUCAGUCCUCAUGUUGUAGGAGAGCUGCUGGUGGCUGGGGAGAGUGGAGCGGCCCAUCUGUGGAGGCUGGGACACGGGAUGCAGCAGGUGCGCACAGAAGACUCCAACCUGUAUUUCAACAGCCAGUCGUCAUGGCGAUGGUGCGAGUUCUCCGCCCACCCAAGAGUGAUGCUGUAUGCUGAUAGGACGGGGGUGGAGCUCACAGACAUCCGGGUGCAGCCGUCCUCCUGCCACACCCUGUUCCGCAUCAGUCAGACCGCAGAGUGUCGCAGUGGAGAGAGACUACUACUGUGCAGAUACUUGAGCACAGUGCACAGCUUCCACCACCUCGUCUGCACACAGUACUCGGCGUAUAUUAUGGACGAGCGCUUCCCCUGCGUGCCCAUGCUCAAGUGUGACCACAUGAUGGAGGCCCCGCCUGUGUUCUGCCAGGUCCUGCCCAGCUCCGAUGCCUCCACUGGGGGAGUGACUAAGAUCCUGCUGGGCUCCCAAAGGUCCCAGGAGGUGACCAUGCUGCAGUACUCAGGAGGAGGGGCAGAGGCCUGUGUGAGCCAUGGCCCUGUGCAGGCUCUGCUUAGGCCCAGGGACAGUGUGCAGCACCUGCCCACCCAACUCCCCCACCGGACAGAGGUGUCCCAGGAUAGGCUGGCCCACGCUGCCUCAGGGCUGGCCGCGGUCCACCUGAAGAGGAGUGAAUCUUCAGAGAGUUUCUGUGUGUUCCACCUCCUGCAGACGGGAGAUGUUUUCUACCAAAUCCUGGAGAGGGACAGGUCAGCUGAGACCCGGGCUGAUGUGAGCUGUACCAGAGCAGAGGAACCAGAGCAGCCUGAGCCAGAGCAGAGAGGACCUGCUGCAGAGCCACCGCUCAGCUCACACUCACUGUCCAUCUGGAGACAGUGGCUGCAGAGAUUAGCACGUAGACAGGAAGCUAAGAAGAGCAAACCUGCUCAUGUGAUGGUGAAAGGUGCACUAAGAAUUCCCCAAAGCCAAAAUGCAGACAGAGCCACUGGAAAGAGAGGGCAGCGGGGCGUGAGCAGGUCCAUACAGCAGCAGUCGCUCUCUGCAUACUCAGUCCCCACAGAGAACAUAGUGCCACUACCAGAGGAGGUGCAGCCUGAGGAGUGGGGUGAUAACCUGAGUGUGAGACUGACUGCUGCCUGGGACAGCGAGCAGGGCUGGCAGGCCUGGUGGAGCGAGCACCUGAUGGUCAACAGAGCAGAGAAGACCCAGGCUCUGAGGAGGAAGCGCAGGCAGGAGAAGGACGCCAAGAGAGUCAGCGGCCUCACUCUGCUCUCCCUGUCCGGCAGUUUCACCUCCUCCAUCAGUUACCAAUCAGAGCUGAGCGAUCUGAGUGACUGGGCGUGGUCAGACAGUAGAGGGAUAGGCUCACAGUCUGAAGAUUCACCAGGAGACAAUUUGGAGAAACAGAGGCUGCCUGUAGCUGUAGCUGACCAGGUACGCCCCCUAGUGGAGACUCCGCCCACUAAGAGAAGAGUGCGGCACCAACAGUCCCAGAGCCCACAGCCCUCCACCUCUGAGCUGCACAGACCUGUGGAAUCCAGCAAAGACUCCUCCAGAGAUGCCUUCAGCUGGCCCCACACUUUCUCCCAGAUCUCCUCCCAGCGCUCGCCUCACACCUCCUCACAGACCUCCUCCCAGCGCCCCCUCCACACCACCUCCCAGCACCCCCUCCACACCCUCUCCCAGACCUCCUCCCAGUGCCUGCCCCACACCUCCUCACAGACCUCCUCCCAGCGCCCCCUCCACACCACCUCCCAGGCCUCCUCCCAGCGCCUGCCCCACACCCCCUCCCAGACCUUCUCCCAGACCUUCUCCCAGACCUCACUGUCCUCACAGCCCAAGAAGAAGUCUCGCAUGGGAUUUUAGAGAGAAAAAUCUGACAGUUUCACAAUUGCACAGGAGGUGGUCAGCUGGACAAUAUUUAUUAAAAUGAAGACAUUUCAGCUGUCCUCCAGAAACCGUGCCCUGACAUGAGGCAGCCCAAAUGUCUUUUUUCAUUUUCAUUUCCUAUUAUGCACUACUGCUGGAUAAAUGAAGAAUUACUUUAAUAAGUUUGGCAACCCUGAAACAGACAAAACAAAUGUCUAUUUUAUAUAUAUAUGUAUAUAUAUGCACCUAUAUGUGGAUUUUUUCAGGGGUCUCAGACUAAGAUCAGUCACAUCAUAAUAAUGUAACUGCUGGAUUUCUGAAACCAGUUUUCUUUUUGAAACAUGUGACCUGAGCCCCUGGCAACUAGUGCUCCACCACGUGUCCUGAUAUACUUGGAGACAUUUUUGAUAAGACAUUUUAUUCAGUCUUAACACAGAAUCAAUAAAUAACAUCUACAAAAUAUUUUUACAUCAUUUACAGUUUUACACUUUUUUACAGUUUUUAUAUACAUUACUUUGUCAUUGCAUAAGAGCCAUUAAACAUUCAUUUUGCUACAUUGUAAA